Messenger RNA from Colletotrichum orchidophilum, 567 nucleotides. Its product is annotated as 2Fe-2S iron-sulfur cluster binding domain-containing protein. NCBI's taxonomy places the organism in Eukaryota, Fungi, Ascomycota, Sordariomycetes, Glomerellales, Glomerellaceae. Gene Ontology annotation, molecular function: 2 iron, 2 sulfur cluster binding. Gene Ontology annotation, cellular component: mitochondrion. The coding region runs from base 1 to 567 and encodes 188 amino acids. The transcript is spliced from 3 exons. Gene Ontology annotation, biological process: positive regulation of oxidoreductase activity; P450-containing electron transport chain. The record is from RefSeq and is a predicted model, not a curated record.
AUGUCUUCAACUAGACUCAGCACAAGCCUCUGCAGGGUGGCUGCCAACGCAUGCCAUCAGGCCCGUCCGCUGCAAAGACAGCUUCGAAGCAUUCACAGCCAGAUGAUCUCUAAGAGGCCCACACAGCUACCCUCCAGACAGCUUCAAUGGCCCUCGGCGCGUUUCUUCUCGGCUUCGGCCGUCCAGGCGCAUGGCCACAUCACCCCUCCGAAGCCCGGCGAAGAGCUGUGGGUAACAUUCGUCGACAAGGACGGAGACGAGUUCAAGAUCGCUGUAAGCGAAGGCGAUAAUCUGCUCGAUGUCGCGCAAGACAACGACUUGGAGAUGGAGGGUGCCUGCGGAGGCUCUUGCGCCUGCUCAACGUGCCACGUCAUUGUUGCCGAAGAGGCAUACUACGAUAAGAUGCCCGAGCCCGAAGACGACGAGAACGACAUGCUCGACCUGGCCUUCGGAUUGACUGAGACAAGUCGACUGGGUUGCCAGAUAAACAUGACAAAGGAGCUGAACGGCCUCAAGAUCAAGCUGCCCUCAAUGACACGGAACCUCCAGGCCAGCGACUUCAAAUAG